Molecule: messenger RNA, 1709 nt
Organism: Exserohilum turcica Et28A
Lineage: Eukaryota; Fungi; Ascomycota; Dothideomycetes; Pleosporales; Pleosporaceae
Exons: 1
Coding region: 1-1500 (499 amino acids)
Biological process (GO): protein modification process
Cellular component (GO): P-body
Source: RefSeq, a predicted model, not a curated record
AUGGCGGCCGAACCGUCCAAGACAAGCGACAAGAUUUACGCUCUGAUCAACUACGAAGAUGCCUAUGUCCAGCCCCUCAUACUCUCGGCACUGGAAAAAAGACUUCCUGCGGCGACGUACGAACUCAUUGCAUCUCUCUCCCAACUGCCAAGUCCUUCAUUUCGUCUUUUGCAGUUUGUUCAGUAUGAGUCGAUUGAUUGGGAUCACCUGAUGGAGCAUUCAUCCACUUCGCUGGCAAACGCGUAUACAAUCCGUAAAGCGCUGAUCCGGAAACACUACCUCAGCACCACCAUUGCAAACUGGAUUACCAAGUACCCGGAUUCCGUGCUUAAGAAGCAUGUUAAGCCCAGCGUGGAAUUCGAAGUCGACUAUGCCGAGUUUCUAGACGACGCGUUGGUAGAAGCGUGGGAACUCAAAGAAAGCUGGGCCAGGAACGAAGAGCUGGGUGACGAGGAUGAGGAUUCCGCGAAAAAGGAAUGGUGGAUCCUGAAGCCAGGCAUGAGUGACAGAGGGCAAGGAAUCCGCUUAUUCUCCACCGAGCAGGAACUCACCGAGAUAUUCGAAGAGUGGGAUCCAGACAGCGACGACGAGGAAGACGAAGAUGCAAGAAGCGACAAUAUGAAUCAAGAGAAGAAAGAUCGAGACGACGACGACGACGGAAUCAUCACAUCCCAACUCCGCCACUUCAUAGCACAACCCUACAUCCACCCGCCGCUCCUGCUCUCCCCAACCCCCUCCUCCUCCCCUCCUCCUCCCCCCUCCUCCCCCGAAAGCCUCCGUAAAUUCCACAUACGCACCUACGUUCUCGCGACGGGCGCCCUGAAAGUCCACGUCUACCGCCCCAUGCUCGCCCUCUUCGCCGCAAAACCCUACAUUCCCCCUUGGGACAGCGCACUGCAAUCCAACCGCGACGAGGCCAUGCGCGCACAUCUGACUAAUACCUGUCUGCAAGACACGGGCGAUCGCGAGGGCUCCGUCGCGCUCUUCUGGUCUCUUCCUGAUGCGCUGCCUACACAGCCUCGUUUCACCACAGCCUCAUCCUCAUCCUCCUCCUCCUCCGAAGGAGGAAAAGCAGAAAAACAAGACACUACCUCUGUGCCUCUCGACAUCCCCCCCACCUGGAAACACACCGCCUUCUCCCAGAUCUGCGCCAUAACCGCCUCGACCUUUGAGGCCGCCGCGCGCGGAAUGUCGAUCCAUUUCCAAGCGCUACCCAAUGCAUUCGAGCUGUUUGGCCUCGACUUCAUGCUGAGCUACAAUCCCCACACGCACGCCCUGGAUACCUGGCUGCUCGAGGUAAAUGCAUACCCGGACUUCAGGCAGACGGGCCACGAGCUGAGCGGUCUUGUAAGCGGCUUGUUGGAGCGCGUGGUGGAUAAGGCUGUGCGUCCGUUUUUUGGCCUGCCGGAUACGCAUGCUGAGAUGCAAAGUGAUGCUGCUGCUGCUGAUGAUGAUGAUAUGGUGUGUGUGCUUGAUAUUGAUCUUGGGAGAAGGGCCUAGCUGGUUACAUGUGGUGAUGUGAACCGUCUUUUUUUUCUUUCUUGGUUGCAAAAGGUAUCAGGGAACUGCGCUGUUUCGCUGUCUCCUGCGGAGGGGGGUUCUAGAUUUUGGUUGUUUGUCUCUUUUGUUGGCGUACUUGGAGGAAUCCAUCAAGGAAUGAAGGAAUGAUGCAAUGUUAGCUAUGAGAGUACGACGAAAAUCAAUGAAAC